Molecule: messenger RNA, 678 nt
Organism: Strongylus vulgaris
Lineage: Eukaryota; Metazoa; Nematoda; Chromadorea; Rhabditida; Strongylidae
Source: the annotation of a GenBank genome assembly
AUGAGAUCUACCGCACCCCUACCUAUUGCAGUCAAAUACAUCACAAAACGCUUCAUCGGAGAGUACGAUUCCACGUUGGAGGACACUUACUGUCGUCAGGAUACAGUAGCUGGACAGCCCCUCAUGGUCUGGAUCAUGGACACGGUAGACGAUGCGUCGCGUGAUGAAAUGCGGUGGUUAGCAUGGGCUGAUGUAUAUCUGGUGGUCUACGAUGUCACUAGCCAAUUAAGCUUACAAUAUGCUGAAAGCAUCUUGGAACGUAUAGCGACGCACGAGCAUCUACUGUGCGCUAGAGAGCAUAAGACAAUUUUGCUUGGCAAUAAAAAUGAUUUAGAGAGGUAUAGACAAGUUUCUGAAGCUGAAGGUGAAGCUAUGGCCGCCAAGUACAAAACCCAGUUUGCCGAAUCAACCGCAGCUGGUGAUCCUCGUCCUCUGUCCCAGCUACUGCACACCACUUUUCAGAAUAUUCUGACGGGUACAAGAAGUCCUUCACCACGAUUGUGCUCGUCGGAUUCGGAAAUUGUAACACCUAGAAAAUCUGCAUUCUCCGCCUUACGUUCGGCAAGUAGAUCCAGCCAAGUUCGUACUAAAGCAUCAAAACCGGUACAACUACACAAAACACCAAGUUUGAGCAAAAUCAAGACGGGCAGCAAAUUGUUGAAGCUAUUCCACAACUAG